This is a messenger RNA of Pygocentrus nattereri (red-bellied piranha), 6580 nucleotides long. Its product is annotated as fatty acyl-CoA reductase 1. Gene Ontology annotation, cellular component: peroxisome. Gene Ontology annotation, biological process: long-chain fatty-acyl-CoA metabolic process. NCBI's taxonomy places the organism in Eukaryota, Metazoa, Chordata, Actinopteri, Characiformes, Serrasalmidae. The transcript is spliced from 13 exons. The coding region runs from base 321 to 1868 and encodes 515 amino acids. Gene Ontology annotation, molecular function: alcohol-forming very long-chain fatty acyl-CoA reductase (NADP+) activity. The record is from RefSeq and is a predicted model, not a curated record.
AGCUGAGGUUAUCUGAGGGCCUGUGGUCCUGCAGGGUAGUGGAGGUGACCUGCGGUCAGUCAGCGUGUUCUCAUUAUCCUGCAGUGGCUCUGGGUUUAAUACAGAGCUGAUAAUACCGUGUUUCCUCAGCGUGGAUCUCUCUGACCCUCAGCGCUGUGUGCUUUCAGCCUCACGUCAGCCGUGUGGCUGUGAGUGAACAGCUGGGCUACUUCUCCCUCCGCGACUCCGCUGCGUACUGAAACGCCAGCCGGUCAGAGUUCAGAGCUUUGCUGACCCCAGGUUGGGAUCAGGUGGAUCAGCGUGUGUGUCGCACUCUCGUCAUGGCGUGUAUUUCGGAAUGGUACGCAGGGAAGAAUGUGCUGAUCACCGGGGCGACGGGUUUCAUGGGGAAGGUUCUGGUGGAGAAGCUGCUGCGUUCCUGCCCAGAGGUUAAAGCCCUCUACCUGCUCGUCCGGCCGAAAGCAGGCCAGUCCAUGCAGGAGCGCGUCCAGGACAUGCUGAAGUGUAAACUGUUUGACCGUGUGCGGGAGGAUAACCCUGAGUUCCAUCAGAAGAUCGUUCCGAUUAGCAGUGAGCUAACGCAGCCUGGCCUGGCUCUCAGUUCUGACGACGUUAAAAAACUCACCGACUGCAUCAACAUCGUCUUCCACUGUGCUGCCACUAUCCGCUUCGACGAACCGCUGAAGCAUGCCCUGCAGCUGAACGUGAUUGCGACGCAGCAGCUCCUGACAUUGGCGCUGCAGAUGCAGCACCUGCACGCCUUCAUCCACAUCUCCACGGCCUACGCUAACUGCAACCGCCGCCACAUUGAUGAGGUCAUCUACCCCCCUCCCGUCGAGCCAAAGAAACUCAUCGACUCGCUCGAGUGGAUGGAUGACGGCAUCGUCCGGGACAUCACACCGCGGCUGAUUGGGGAUCGGCCGAAUACCUACACCUACACCAAAGCGCUGGCGGAGUGUGUGGUGCAGCAAGAGAGCGGGAAACUCAAUGUUGGCAUCAUCCGUCCCUCCAUUGUCGGUGCCAGCUGGCAGGAACCGUUCCCUGGCUGGAUCGACAACUUUAACGGACCAAGUGGCGUCUUCAUUGCGGCAGGUAAGGGUAUCCUGAGGACCAUGAGGGCCAGCAACGACGCAGUGGCCGACCUGAUCCCUGUGGAUGUUGUCAUCAACCUCACGCUGGCAGCAGGAUGGUACACAGCAGUACACAGCCCGAAAUCAGCACUGGUCUACAACUGCACAACUGGAGGCAUCAACCCUUUCCACUGGGGUGAGAUUGAGCACCAUGUGAUGUCCACGUUUAAGCGGAACCCUCUGGAGCAGGCGUUCCGUCGGCCAAAUGCUAACAUCACCUCCAACUACUUGAUCAACCAAUACUGGAUCCUGGUCAGCCACAAGUUCCCUGCACUCCUCUACGACCUCUUUCUGCGACUGUCUGGCCAGAAACCUCAGAUGAUGCGGAUCUUUAAUCGGCUGCACAAAGCCAUCGGCCUGCUGGAGUACUUCAGCAGUCAGGACUGGGACUGGAAUUCAGACAACAUGAACAUGCUGCUGAACCAGCUCAGCCCGGAGGAUCGGAAGACGUUUAACUUUGAUGUCCGUCAGCUAAACUGGCCUGAGUACAUAGAGAACUACUGCAUCGGAACUAAGAAGUAUGUUCUGAAUGAGGACAUGUCUGACAUCCCUGCAGCCCGACAGCACCUACGCAAGCUAAGGAAUAUCCGUUACACCUUUAACACCCUCUUGCUGGUCUUUAUCUGGCGUGUCUUCAUCGCUCGCUCUCAGAUGGCCCGGAAUAUUUGGUAUUUCGUAGUGAGCUUGUGCUUCAAGUUCCUGUCGUAUUUCAGAGCCUCCAGCACACUGACCAACUGACCGCAGAUCUGCCAUUAAACUCGCGGCCCUUCGACACGCACACAGCUCUCUUUAGCUAAUCUCACCGUCCAUUCAUCAGUGCUCAUCCUAAAAGCCCAGCAGUGAGGCGCUGUUUUUAGAGCUUUUCCCCCUUUUAUAAUGAGUGUCCUUUCAAAUAAAAAACAGUUAUAUAUGCAACACCCUGUUUUAUAGCCUUUCAUGUGCGUUUGUUUUCUGUCCUGAGACUUCUGUCUGACAGAAGUGUUCUGUCUAAUAUUCGUGAAAUUUGUCCUGAAACAAGGCCUUGACUUUUUUUUUUUUUUUUUUUUGGGAUGACAACGAUGUCUAUUAGUCUACUUGAAUUAUGACAGUGUUCACGUUUAAGAUUUGAAGCUUAUUGACCCGAAUCUCUAAGCCUUUGAAUUUAAAGGUGUCGUCCACAGCUACUGUUCAACAUUUUGAUCAUUUUCAUUUUCAUCAAUGUCCAUGUGUGAGUGUUUCUUACAUCAUGUAGGUCAUACAGUUCUGAUGUUAAUGUGUAUGUAAUGUCUCUAAUCCUCCGGCUUAAUUUUUGGGGGUUCACCGUGUUGUUUUGCUGUCGAGGGUUCCGCUCUGUAUCUCCAGAGAAGGAAGAACGUUCUAAACUUUAGCAAAAGUUGAUUUUUAAUAUAACUGAUGGUUUAACCAUUCCAGUCAGAUUUUGGUAGAAAUUGAAAUCUUCCAAAACUACAAUCAUUUUAUGUGAACAUGCUUUUUUUCUCCUUUUCUUUUUCUAAGCUUUAAAGAAGUCUAGUUUUUGACAAAAUUAUUCUGUAACCUGCAGAUGUCGCUGUUGGACGAAUACUCUGCUAGGUUUGUGGGGCCACACGUGAUCUCAUAAUGGAAAUACAUGCCUGGGGACUAUUUGUUAACCUUUGGUGCUGGCUUGCUGGAUUUGCCUCUAAAUACCUCCAUGCUCUUUUAAUAUCUGGUGUUUAAUAUCAUGGACUGAUAACAGGCUCAACAGAUAAUGUUAAUGUACCAUCACCCCCUCCUUUGAGCUCCACCUGAGACACUAUGUAGAAGGGAACAGUUAAUUGCCUAGAAAAUGAAUGGCACAGCUUAUAACGCUUAACAUGGUCUCCCCAUUCAAAGAGAUGAAGAGAGGAGCCUGGUCUUGUGUGACUGGAAAUAACUGCCCGGAUGUUUUGCCAAGAUGGGCGCUGUGUGGACUUUAGCCCUGCCUACACUUAGUUUAGACGUUUCACAAUCACUUUGUUCCCACCCUAAUAAGUCUAUGCUCCCACCCACAUUUAGCCCAAAAUUUCUCAUGGUGGUCCACAUGUGUCUCAUGACAAGAUCACGUCUGUCCCCACAUGACCACUGUUUAAUGCAAACUGCUUGGUGUGAUUUCAGAAACAACCAAACCUUUCUCCAUUAGAAGCAUUUUCACAGUUUAAUAGAGCUAAUAAAAUAAUGAAUUUGGCUAAAGAUGAAAAAAUAAUGUACAUUUUUAAAAUGAUUUAUAGGACUGGUUUGCAUUUUAAUCUUAAGGGUUUUCGGUGGUAAAUCAGCAUUUAACGUCAGUUUACCACAAUUUAAAGAUGUUCUUACUCUGGGUCUUAUCUUUAUCCAGGAAGCCAGCUCUAUCAAAAAGGGAGACAUUUCUAUUUGAUUCAGUCAUGAUUUUAAAAUGAAUGGAGAUCUAUGUGAGCUUCUGUAUGUAUCUCGAGCUUGACUGCUUGUUUUGCCUGCACUUACUUUUUUAUCUGAAAUAAGGAGUGGACUCUAAGCUGCAGGACGUACUUCUGUAUCCUUCUGUACGUUUUCAUCUCCACCUUGUUUUUGCCUGUUUGUAAAGUCGUUUAUACAGAGUUCACCAACUUUUACAUAUUUCUAAAGACUGGGGCUAGGCUAAGCGCCACAUCCUAGCACUAGAUUAAUGUGGUCUGUAUCAAAAUUAGCAUAAAAUACUAGUUUGAGUGACAUGUAAAUAUCCAGAGUAUAUAUAUUAUUGUUCAGAUUACACAUAUACCAAAAAAUGUACAAAUGUAAAUGUAUGUAUUUGUUCAGGGGUCAUUAGCAUAGAUGGUGGAUGGACAAUAGCUAGUGUAGCUGAAGGGCUUCCCAGAUUUUUUUUUUUUUUUUUUUUUUUUUAGGGGAAAAAGGGAAAAGUGUUGUCACUUGGUUUUUCUUUUUACAUUGCUUUUCAUUUGGAUGCACCAGUGGAGCUCACUUCUGCUUCUGGUUAACACACCUUAAAUGUGCAAGCACUUUUUAACUGCCUGUCAAAAGUGUGGGGACACGUUUGCCGUAAUUAAACAUGUUGAAGACUGAGCAGAUUUACUUGGAGGGAAAAGAAAUCAAACUACUAAUUUUUUCAGUUAUCAGAAAUAUUAACUAUGUUCGUCAAAAUGGUCAGGAAUACCAGACUAUAGUUACUGUCCAUCAUUUAAUUUUUGUUGCUAAAAAGGUGUGUGUUCCCUCAUUUUUGAAGGCAGUGUCUAUGGUGGAAUGGAGGUUACCAGGACUGUUAGUGAGGCCCACUGGAAUGGACACAUCAGGGUCAGGAACUCUCCCCAUGUUAGAACUACCAAAACCUUGCAAUUUUUACCUGUUUAGCAUGUUACUGCCCACAUUUGACCUGCCAUUAUAACCACUAAAGCUUCUGAGAGACUUUUCAGCUAUUAAUGCUGAAAACUCUGCAGACAAAAUGACCCUAGUGGGAGUCAGCAAUCUACUGAAAUCAUGGCGGCUUAUAGUGUAACUUGUUUGCUCAUUCUGCUUUCAGAGCAACUUCUAAUUCUUCCUCCUUUCUUUAGAGUUUAUUGCGGUUUCCUUACAAGUUUAUAGUGAGUUGUGACAAAAAUGUUGCAAAGUCUGACCAUCCGCAAUGAAACAUGAUGGCCUGGAACUUUAAUGCAGCUUGUUGUUAUUUUGUACCAACACAACUUGCAUGACUUCAGGCUCGAUUUGUGCUUCAUCAGCUGUAGAGUCAUAUUUCACAGGUCACUUUUAUCCCGACCACUAGUCCUUAAGAGUGUGAUGUCCCUUUAUAAUAUACAGUAAACAGCAGCAGAGUGUUGUUACCCCAGUGAUGGGCUGUGUACUAUCGCUGCCAGACUGCCCUCUGGUGGUCAAUUGCCAAAAAGUAUAUUUUUAGAUUUUUGAUAAGAGGAGUUGAACUAAACGAGUGUUUACUGUCAUCACGUAUUCAGUGUUUCUCUACUAAUAGGAGACAUGAAAUAUAUACACGCAGAUGCCAUAAGCAGUACAGAGUGGCUGUCUGUUGCCUUCCUUAAUAAUGUAAAUGUUUUAAUUAUGAUCUGAUGCCUUGAUGGUGUCAUAUUAAAAUACAGAUGUAAUUCAGAUUAUGAUUUGGAGAAAGGGACAUUGGUGACAUUGCUUAAAUUAGUUUAUACAUAAAAUGUAUUCUCCUUUCUAAAUCAAAAUCAUUCCAUAAGAGACGCAGUCAUUUUAUAUCACUUUAAUGCCUUUAUGUCUUAAAGAACAACAAAAAUCACUACAAUCUUAUGAGAUUAUUGAUGAGUCUCUUGUACUGCCACACAGGCCUGCAUGACCAAUAUAAUCAUUGCCAUGACCAGUGUUACUGGAGUCAUACAGUUAUUGAUCAUUGGUCAUUGAUUGACAGCACUAAGACACCUACACACAGAGCACAAUGCGAUUCUUCAAAACUGAGCUUUGACGGCUGUUUACAUUUAAGGUCAGAAUCGAAGCAGUUUUUAUUGUAAUCGUUCAUGAUCAACCGAUUCACUCAUGAGUCUUUAAAAGUGUUUGUGAAAUCCUGCUGCCAUGAAGCGUUAAAGCGAUAGUUUGGACAAAUUGAGUCCUUCAAGGCUAAUGCAGCUAACAAGUAAUAAAAGCUUACCCCACCAACUAGCAUCGCACUCACUUUGCCGAACUGUCUCUUUAAUGGAGUGAACAGGAGUGAUCUGGAGUAGACGGAGUCUUGCAGUGUUGUAAUGUUCUACAUCAAACAGCAUCACUGAUUUGAAGCAAUGGAGCGUCUGCAGUGUGAAAAACGGUUCGUCAGUUCAGCCUUAAAAGAUUCCUUUGACAAUAAGCAUCGCAAGUUUCAUUCAUCUCAAAAAUGACUGAAUUUAAAUUCAAAGUACUUUAGUUGGAAUAAAACUGGUUCAUUUACUUCUUAACACAUGGCGUCAUUGUGUUUUCAGGUUGAACUGAAACCAUUUUUUACAGGGUGUGCAAAAAUAUUAACAUUAGAAAAACAGUGUAGACGGUACUGAUGGCUAUUUCUGUGUAUUUGGGCAUUUAUUCCUCUCCCCGUUGAAAUCAUGGCUGAACUGGAUUUUUUUUUUAAGUGACUUCACCCCACAUUUUUUUUUUUCCAUCUUUCCCCAAAACUAUAGAAUCACCCCCCACCCCCUUUUUUUUUUUUUUAAAGUAUGGAUUGUUCCCCCCACUCUUUUUUUCAGUUAUAGGUCCCCCUGUUGUUCCCUUUCAGUCCAUGUGUUCUGUGUUCUGUGUGGAGGAUUUUGCUCAUCCACCCUCUGUCUGUCUGUCUGUCUGUCUGUCUGUCUGUCUGUCUGUCUGUCUGUCUGUCUUUGUCUGUCUGUCUGUCUGUCUUUGUCUGUCCUCUCCUCUCUGUGCCGUCACUUUGCUGUCGGGUCCAUGUCCAGGAACGAAAACUGUAAUUGUUGAUAUCAACUGUGUGCUUGAGCAUCUGUUGAGAGGAGUUAAAGAGAAAAUAAAGGAAAACGACUUUACCAACA